AUGGAUCCCAAUUAUGAAGAAAUUCUCUCCCAACUCGAGCAUGGGGCCUUGCCCUUCCCCUUCCAAGAAGAAAACUGUGGGCAUAUUAAUGAUGACCCUCUAUCAUCCACUUCACAACUGUGUCUAGAGAACUUAGACCUCUCGAUAUCAUUUGGAAAUUACUCUCCGCACGCAUCCCAGGAGCUUGCGUUGACGCCUCCUUCCUCGACAGACACCUAUAAUCUCUUCUCCCCGGAAGCCGAGAUGGCUCAACUGAAUGAAGAAGACAUCUUCCCUUGUCUUUUUCCUAAAGAUCUGGAGCUCCUGCCAAUGCCGUUUCAAGGAGGAGAUGAUCAGCAGCAUCAAAAUCAACAACAAAGCGAAUCACAAAAGGCGGACCAGUGCUUCCCGGGGAUUGAUUCGCUUUCUGUAUCCACAGAGGAAGCAAGAGUCCAACAAGAAGAAACCCCAGCGCCUAAAAGGCCGUCAUAUACAUCCGCUGCUACUCCAGCUACACCCGCCAUCUCUGGUUUACCCACUCCCUCUACGCCAUAUCUCACUUCACCUUCUGUCUCGCAGACGCCGGUGUCGAGCCCCACAUCUAAGUCCAUUCUCAUUAGUGGUACUAGCACGUUCAGUACUACUACAGCACCCGCAACAUCGAGCCCAAAGAAUGAGCUAGAAGAUUAUGGCCUUGAGAUUUAUCCAGGCGCUUGGCGCUGCAAGCACCCUGAAUGCAAGUCGCAUGUAUUGUAUACCCGCGCUUGCGACUUGCGGAAGCACUUCAAGCGCCACAUUAAACAUCUGUGCUGCCGAAUACCUGGCUGUCCGGAGGCACACAUCCGCGCAUUCUCUAGCAAAAAGGACCUCGAACGGCACGAAAAGAGCCAUAAUCCCAAUGUGCCUUGUGCCUGGCCAACCUGCGAAAAGGUAUUCAGUCGAGAGGACAACAUGCGGGACCAUUUUAGACGAAUCCACCAAAAACCAGACCGCACGCGCAAAAUGACUGCGCGAAAGGCAAACAAGCAAUCCGAAUAG
This is a messenger RNA of Xylona heveae TC161, 1017 nucleotides long. RefSeq lists its product as hypothetical. The transcript has 2 exons. Gene Ontology annotation, biological process: regulation of transcription by RNA polymerase II. Lineage: Eukaryota; Fungi; Ascomycota; Xylonomycetes; Xylonales; Xylonaceae. Gene Ontology annotation, molecular function: RNA polymerase II cis-regulatory region sequence-specific DNA binding; DNA-binding transcription factor activity, RNA polymerase II-specific. Gene Ontology annotation, cellular component: nucleus. The record is from RefSeq and is a predicted model, not a curated record. Bases 1 to 1017 code for a protein of 338 amino acids.